Chanos chanos (milkfish) is the source of this 2977-nucleotide messenger RNA. It is a transcript of the gene amotl1, whose product is annotated as angiomotin like 1. Lineage: Eukaryota; Metazoa; Chordata; Actinopteri; Gonorynchiformes; Chanidae. Gene Ontology annotation, cellular component: cytoplasmic vesicle; plasma membrane; bicellular tight junction. Gene Ontology annotation, biological process: angiogenesis; establishment of cell polarity involved in ameboidal cell migration; hippo signaling. The coding region runs from base 167 to 2977 and encodes 936 amino acids. The transcript is spliced from 13 exons. The record is from RefSeq and is a predicted model, not a curated record.
UGGUUUCGUUUGCUGGCGUGGGAAGAGAAGUUUCUUCGGGGAUCUUUUAUUUGUGAACAGUUUUGGAAGCACAUACAUGUAACUACUUAAAAAGGUGAACUGGUCCAGCUGCGUGGAACGUACCAUUCCCCGGUCCCCCCCCCCUCCUGCAGCGGCAGCAGCAGACAUGCGCGGCUCUGAAGAGGGCGUGUCUGGCACCGUGCUGCACCGGCUGAUCCAGGAACAGCUGCGCUACGGGAACGGAGGUACGAGAGGAGAGGAGAAUGACACGUUAUCGGCCGGCGGCCCCGCCUCCACAGAGAACCUGCUUCUUCAGGAAGAGGGGCACGCCGCCCCCCCCUACCCCGUCACCCCCCCUCAGACUCAGUCGAGACAAGAGCCUCAAGGCCAAGAGCACCAGGUGGACAGUAGCUCCAUGGAGAAAAACGGAGGCGGAGGCCAGAGCGUCUGUAGGGAUGCCCAGACAAGCCUCACUCUCCCCGGGCACAGUGAUCAGGGUCUCCCCUCUUACGAGGAGGCUAAGAUCCAGUCCCAGCUGUACAAGGGCCAACAGAACCAGCUGGAACCGCAACAGCAAAACCCAAUCCAUCCAAACCCAAACAACCAAAUCCAGACCCAUCAGAACCAGACGCAUCACAAUCAGACCCUUCAGUCUCAAAUCCUGCAGCGCCAGAACGAGCUUCAUCCGGUCACGGCCCAGUCGACCGUCUGCGUCAGCGCUGGGUCCUGUGCCAGCAUCACCUUCAGCUCCUCUCCUUCCCCUCUCUCCUCCGCUGCCUCGAUCUCUUCCCCUCCCUCUCUGUCCUCCUCGCCCUCCCCCGUGUCGGCGAUGCCGGCGAAGGCCCGGACGGAGGGCCGUGCGUGGGUGCCCCGGGUGUGCGUGGGGGGGGUCCCGUUGCGCGACGAGGGUCUGGCCGAGCUGAAACAGGGUCAUGUCAGGUCUCUGAGCGAGCGCCUCAUGCAGCUCACCCUGGAACGCAACGGGGUCAAACACGGCGGGGAGCUCUCCGACGCCGCGUCCGACCCGGGCGAAAACGCCGCUCGUCCCGGGGCGGAGAGCGCGGCGACGCGUUCCCCUCCGUCCUCCGGCAAGGCGACGAAAAACGCCCUGCCGCCCCCGCCCCCUCCUCCGCCUCCUCCGCCCUCACAGAAGGGGCUGGCGGAUCCCCGCGGCCCUCCUCCUGAGUACCCCUUUAAACCCAGAGCGCCUCCGUCAAGCCCCGCCCCCUUAACACAGGAACACGCCCUCCAGAUCUACAGCGACACGCUGACAGCAGCCGUGUUUGAGACAGUGCCACAAAGUGAAAUUAUGAGACCGUAUCCACCCUCAGUUGGAGGUUUAUCUCACCAGCUUCUACAACAGCACAGUCCCAUGUCCUCCCAGGCCUCCACCCCUCCAGCCAUGCUGCCCUCCCAGGCCUCACUUCUUCAGCCCCAGGCCUCUUACCAUCAGGCCCUGGCUGGGUCUCCUGUCCAGGGCCUGGCUGUUCGCGUGGCCCCGCUGGGCCAGCCCUUCCCCGGGGAGGCAUUUGCGAUUGUCGGACGUGCCCAGCAGUUACUGGAGGUUCUUAACGAGGAGAACCGGAAUCUGAGACAGGAGCUCCAAAACCACACGGAAAAAUCAAACAAACUGCAGCGGUUGGAGGCAGAGGUGGGCCGUCUGGCGGAGGCGUAUGAGAGUUUGGUGAGGAGCUCCUCUAAAAGGGAGAGUCUGGACAAAACCAUGAGGAGUAAACUGGAGGGAGAAAUCAGACGCCUCCAUGACUUUAACAGGGACUUGAGAGAUCGUCUGGAAACAGCCAAUCGUCAGCUAGCCAGUCAGGAGCUGGACGGGCAAGAGGACGGACAACUCCUUCUCUCCCGAAGGGAGAGUAUGAAAGAGAUAGAGAAGUUAGAAUGUGAGGCUGCGUCUCUGAGAUCAGCCAAUGAGGAUCAGCGACGCCAUAUUGAGAUUUUAGAACAGGCACUGAAGAACACUCAGAGCAGAGUGGUCAAACUAGAGGAGGAGCUGGGGAAGAAGCAGGUGUAUGUGGAUCGGGUGGAGAGGCUGCAGCAGGCCCUGGCUCAGUUACAGACUGCCUGUGAGAAGAGAGAGCAGCUGGAGAGACGGCUCCGCACUCGCCUGGAGAGGGAGCUAGAGAGCCUUCGCACACAGCAGCGGGCUGGGAUGGGCGUUUGCUCCCCGGUGUGUGAGUCCAGUGCUCCUGCCCUGCUGGACCUGCUGAGGGAGAGAGAGGAGAGGAUUCUGGGCCUGGAGGCUGAUAUGACACGGUGGGAACAGAAGUAUCUGGAGGAGAGUGCCAUGAGACACUUUGCCAUGGAGGCAGCGGCUACUGCUGCAGCACAGAGGGAUACUACGAUCAUCCAGCACUCACGCAGCGGUAGCUAUAGCCACAGUACACUGAGACAACCAGACAGUGAUGAGAAACUACAGAACAGCCAACGCGCUCAGGACAUGGAGCAAAGAAUGAAGGACCUGCAUGCUCAGUUGCUGGAGAAGAACGCCAUGAUUGAAGUCUUGCAGCAGCGCUCCCGUAAAGACUCCACCCCUCUACGCCCCGCCCGUUCCGUGCCCUCCAUCUCCAUAGCGACAGGCCUACACACACGCCAGACCUCCCAGACGGACAGGAGAGAGGAGAACAGCUGGAAGGGCAGUGCCAGUGUUCUCAUGGGGAAAGAUUCGGUGGAGCAUUCCUCCCCCUCAAGUCUUCCCCCUCUGCCCCCUGCCUCGGCCGCCUCCUCUCUUCCCUGCACUCCUCUUUUGUCCCUCCAUUCCAAGUCGGCCAGCAGAGACAGCAGCACCCAGACGGGGCGGAGUCCAGAGCUGCUCAGGGCCACGCCCACCUUAGGCAGAGCGCGCCCAGGAAAGACAGACUCUCCCUCUACCCUGACGAAACCCACAGAGAGUCGCCCAGCUCUAAUCCAGGGGCAAAGAGUUCCUCUCCCUGACUCUGACCUGGUGGAAAUCCUCAUCUGA